Saccostrea echinata is the source of this 4396-nucleotide messenger RNA. RefSeq names its product protein tweety homolog 2-like. Lineage: Eukaryota; Metazoa; Mollusca; Bivalvia; Ostreida; Ostreidae. The transcript has 14 exons. Bases 147 to 1646 code for a protein of 499 amino acids. The record is from RefSeq and is a predicted model, not a curated record. Gene Ontology annotation, cellular component: plasma membrane. Gene Ontology annotation, molecular function: volume-sensitive chloride channel activity; intracellularly calcium-gated chloride channel activity.
AAAGCGUUCAGGUCACGUGAGAACAAAAUGGCGAAUAACAUAUUCGAAGUGCACAUUCCUUAGGAUUGAUUAUCAAUUUCGUAGGAAGAAUGAGACAAUUUUUAACCUGAAACGCAGUGAAACAAAAAAAAAAGUUUUAAAUUAAAAUGAAUUCCUAUAAGGAUGUGUGGUAUGUGAGGAUACUACACGACUUUCCUCACUUGAACUUUUCUUUCCGAGAGACAAACUCAACAUUUGAUCCCGAAAACACCAGUUAUCAAGAGUCUCUUGUGUUAUGGGCGGCGGCUCCGGUGGCCUUUAUAUUAGUGAUUCUGUUCCUAGCUUCCUGCUGUCUUUGUAUACAGUGUGUAAAGAAGAAGCCACAAAAGCCUCCGCGCACCACCUGUCUACGAGUCGUGGUCGCCAUCUUCAUCAUCUUCUCUGUAGGAGCUAUAUCAGUUGGAUUUUUUGGCAAUGAGCAAACCAGUAAAGGAGCCAAACAAUUCCUGGAGGCUUUAGAUGAUACAAACCAGACCCUAGAGGAUGUCUCCAUUACUCUGGAUACUCUUGCGGAUGUAGUUGACAAAGUUGAUGGACCAGCUGGAGUAGAAGCGUUAAAGGACAUACUAGGAAGAUCUGGAGAUGUUGCCAAUAAAACACUGUCUCCUAUAUUAAACAAAAUUGAGGAGCAUGCUAAACAAACCAGGAAUGACAUUGAUAAUGUCAAAUCUCACAUGCCGAGUCUUUUGCUGCAGAAGUUCUCCAAAGAAGCAGUAGAUGUAGAGUUUAUAAGGUGGACUGUCACAAUAGUGUUGCUGUGUUUUGCCCUCUUCAUACUCCUAACAACCAGUCUCGGUUGUUACAAGAAGUCCAGAUGUCUCCUCAUGACAUCGGUCACUUUGGGCUUCUUUGGGUUGUUACUGGUCUGGGCAGGAAGUGGGACAUAUCUGGGGUUAUCUGUGGGAAUGUCAGAUCUGUGUUAUGACCCAGACAGCUUUGUAGAAUCUCUAGGGAAAGAUCAGGCACAGAAGGAUGUUAUUAAGGAAUACUCUCAGUGUCAAUCCAGCAAGGGAGUCCCCAGCAUAUUUAGAAAGGAAAUCCAGAAUGCAGUCCAAGAAGUAACAGAAGCUAAUUCUACACUAAAUAAAUUUAUCAAUGAAAGCUCCAAGUUCAUUCCAGUCGGUGAGAUAAGUAAACCAGUCCUGCAUUUGAGGACACAGUUUGACUAUGCUGUGGGGAAUGUGACCUCCCUUGGAGAGUUGCUGGGCUGUCGAACCCUACACAAGGAUUAUAAAUCAGCUGUAGAGGGAGUUUGUGAGACCGCAUUAGUGGGUGUUGCACUUCUGUUGCUGAUGUUACCCUUUGCUGGGAUCUGUAUGAUCAUUGUCCAGUGUCUCCUACCAAGGGUCUGGUACUUAGCAGGGAAAAGGAGAGGAUAUCGUCCUGUAGAUGACUCAGAUCCAUUUUGUCACCGCCCACCACCAUAUAAUGGUUAUGGUACAAUGGAGGGAGGGGGAGGGGCUCGGGGAAGCUGCACACUUGAGUACUACAGAGAUCUUCGCAGGAGUGCUGAUGAGCUGCGGUCUGAAGAGAGAGUCCCAAUGAAUGACUCACCACCUCCUGCUUACCAUCCUGGCAGGUUUCCAGCUAGAUAUGACCUAGAGUGACCUUUGUAUGACUUCUAGGAGAAUUCUUUAUGGAGCAUACUUUCAGUGAUUCUUACUUUUAAAGAAAGUUUAUUUUGUUGUUUUAUUUUAAUAAUCACAAGUAUUGGAUUGAAAUACUCAUAUAUUUAUUUUGCAGAAAAUGUAGUUUGAAAAUCCCCCCCCCCCCCCAAGAAAAAUGAUAGUAGAAAUUGUUUAUACCGGUAUGUGUAUUUGUAACCUCUUUGUGCAGUUUUAUAAUCUUUGUUUUUAUUGCUUUGUUUUUAAGCUAAAUCUGAAUGCUAUGUUUCUCGGUCUAUGAUUAUAUGAUGUGUCUCUCCUAUUGAGAUGUCUCGGACUUUUCUACUGUUCACUUUUUUGUCCAAUUUUUGCCGCCAUUCUGAGGAGAAAUUAUGUCUACUGUCCAGCAAUUAGUUACACUUCUCCAAAAUUUGAUACUUCUAGUUUUUGCUGUCUUCUUUAAAAUGGUUUGUUGUAAUGAAUCACUAAAAGUGAUUGUUAGGAAAGAGUAGUACAUGUACCUGUAUUAUGGUAGUGUUUACAUCUGAGAAAAAGUACAGUUAUUUAAAGGUAGUUGUAGAUUUGUAGCAUUGGGUAAAAACAUACCAUAGUCCCUUUGUCGCACAUUUUGUAAUAUGUCCUUUUCAUAUCCAUUGCUAUUUGUAUGUAAAUACAUAUUAUUGUUUUAUUUUUGAAAAAAUUAUUCUAUGUCAAUGAUGAUAUUGUUGACAUAUCGUCAAUUUCCAACUAUAUUGAUUCCUGUAAUGGGAAUUUUUUGCUCUUUGUUACUUUUGCCUAAAUGUAUUAUUUUGCCCAUAUAUUUUUUUCUUUCAUUAUUUUGUUUUGUUUUGUUUUUUUUUUUUUUUUGGUACCCAGCUUUGUCUUUUAUUGCUCAUUUAUAAAUGGUUGUCAGACUAAAGCUUGAAGCAUUAUAUUUGGACAGUAAUUUUUUUUUAUAAUUGUGCUGUAAUGAUACAGUUAUCUGUGUAGUUUGCUUACAAUAUGUUACUAAUACUAUGAAAUAUGUACAUACCUAUAUAAGAUUUUACUAAUACAUAUAUUGCUUUAUUGAAAUGUUACAGUAGGACUUAGCUAACUUUAAUUUUUCAGCAAAUGAAAGUAGGUGAAUGAAAAAAAAUCUUGUCCCUUAAAACACCACCAGAAAUCAGGAAACCCUCUUAUCAUACAAGUUAUUAAUUGUUCUGGUUUUGGUAGACUUGGAUUUAGAAAUAAUUUUAUAACCAGUAACUUGUCUGGCUAUUUCAUAUUUGAAAGUGGAAAGAAUAUAUAAUUAUUAUAAAUUGAAAAUAGACAAUAAAUAAUGUGUACUCAUUUGAAGUUGAAAGUUACAUUCUCACACAUACAUGUAUGUGUAUAUUGUCACUUUUCAAAAGAAAGUUGUUUAAUUUUUAGGAAUCUACUUAAUGCUUAAAAUAUCAUCAUGGACAUUCUGUUUCAUAUUUUAGUGCAAUGCAGGAGGCAUAAUAAUAUUGGAAGAGUUAUCAUCAAAUGGGUAAUAGCAAACAUGGUCUGUUGAAAUACUCGUGUAUAAAAAGCAAAACUUUCUAAUGUUCAUUUCUAAACAUUGUUGGCAGGUAUAGGAAAAAUACUGUACUCUUGGUUUGAUCUAAGGUAUGCUAUAUUGAAUAUGUUUGUCCUUUUUCUUUUGUUUGAAAUUCUAUCAUAUGGGAAAAAAAAUAGUGUAUCUGAAAUUCUGGAUGCUUUACUGGGGUAAGAUGUACCAGUUACAACUUAGAGUAAAACAGAGUUGUUCUGUAAAAAGUUCUGAUGGAGUUGUACUGGGAUACAAUACAGUACUCUUAGCCAGUCACUGAUUCUGUAUAUCUAGUCAUUAGUCACCAUAACGAAUCAUUCAUCAUGUAUCUUUAUAAGUUAAUCAAAAGAGGCUUAGUUUUGAUUGUUAUUAAUAUCUUAACACACUAAUUCCCUUUAGGUACCUGCCUUCCUCAUUGUUUAUAUCACAAAAUACAAUUAAUAUUUUUAAUUUGUAUUUUUUGAUGUGUUAUGUUUGAAUCUGUAAGCAGAUGGCAUGUGAUUUAAAUUGUUGGUAAAAAAGACAAUCGGCAGAUGAAGAUUGUUGAUGUAGAAUAAUGUUUAUUUUAAGGAACACUAUUUUUAUAUUGAAUUUUGUUAUAAUACAGUGUACAACUCUGAAGGAAACCUUUGAUUACAAUUUUAUACAUUUUUGUGAUUCUGAAUUAUUGUAUGUGUCAUAUCUGAUCUGCAGAUUAUGAUUGUAGUUCAGUAUUCCUUUAUCAUGAAAAGUUACUCCUUGAGUUUUAAUGCACAGUUUGGAAAGUUUAGGAGAGUUUUUAAGUAAACUGCAGUGGAAGAACUUUUCCCUAGGAGUGAUUUCAACAAAGAUAGCCCUAUUGCUGUGUUUUAAAGAAAUUUCAACCUCAAUGGUUUUAAGAUGUAGUUCAGAUCUUUUUCUUACUAUUAGUCUGUCAAUUCAUGUUUUAUGACUGUGUAAAUUAAAACUAUGAGCUCCACAUCUUGACUCGACCUUUUCAUGUAUCAUUAUUAGCCAUAGUAAUGUCUUCCACUAAUUGUUUUGAAUGAUAAGGUUGUGACUUUUGUAUUUUGCAGUGUUUUUAAUAGAUUUUUUUUUGGUCAUAAAUUCACAACACCUGGUGAGAAUACAUCUGCUACAUGUAUAUAUAGUUAACAUAAAUGAAAAUUUUCUAAUCAUUGAUUGUGUACUACAUGAAAUAAACAAUAUUGAACCACAA